This is a messenger RNA of Diaporthe amygdali, 744 nucleotides long. RefSeq lists its product as uncharacterized. Gene Ontology annotation, molecular function: hydrolase activity. The coding region runs from base 1 to 744 and encodes 247 amino acids. NCBI's taxonomy places the organism in Eukaryota, Fungi, Ascomycota, Sordariomycetes, Diaporthales, Diaporthaceae. The record is from RefSeq and is a predicted model, not a curated record. The transcript has 3 exons.
AUGGCCUCUAACCAACCAGGACAGUGCUGCACUGUUGGUGUCAAGCAUGAGGGCGAGCCGACCGGCAAAAUCAUCAAGGUCGGCCAGUACGAUACCUACGUGGCCGAGCCCAAGGGCAAGAAGCACGAUGGUGCCGCCCUGCUUUACAUCCCCGAUAUCUUCGGCAUCUGGCAAAACUCCAAGCUCAUGGCCGAUCAGUUCGCUGCCAACGGAUACCACACCAUCAUCGUCGAUGUCUUCAACGGCGACGUAUUCCCCAAUCCCCCUCCUCAAGAUGUCAUGAAAUGGAUCCAAGAGGGCGGGGACGGCAAGAACCCUCACACCAAGGAGGCCGUUGACCCUAUCGUGGAGGUCGGCCUGAAGUACUUGAAGGACCAGGGGUUCACCAAGAUUGGUGCCGUAGGGUACUGUUUCGGCGCCAAGUACGUCGUCCGCCACUACAAGGACGGCAUCAAGGUCGGCUACGUCGCCCACCCUUCCUUUGUCGAUGAGGACGAGCUCGCUGCCAUCACCGGUCCCCUGUCCAUCUCCGCCGCGGAGACGGACCAGAUCUUCCCGGCGGAAAAGCGCCACAAGUCCGAGGAGAUCUUGCAGAAGGUCGGCCAGCCAUACCAGAUCAACCUUUUCAGCGGCGUCCAGCACGGAUUUGCGGUGCGUUGCGACCUCUCCGUCAGGGUCCAGCGGUGGUCCAAGGAGCAGGCCUUUUACCAGGCUGUUGGGUGGUUUGACGAGCACUUGUUGUGA